CAAAACACGUUAACAAACAAAAGAAGAAAAGUAAACUUAUGUCACGAAACGUAGUACGCAACUCAGAUGAUGAACCCUGUCUGCGCAAUCCUCCGACUUCGUAUGCUAGUGAUCACGCUAGCAAGCAAUGCCUGAUCCUCCAUGCCCAUGAUAGACAUCAUAUCAGCAUCUCGUGAGACACCACUUUCCCAUAUCUUUUCUCGCAAAUCAUCGUAAGCGGGACAUUCAAUGAGGAUGUGUUUCUCGUCCUCCACUCUCCCAGGCGCCCCUUGCACGGCACACAUAGGACAAACACGCGCUACUCGUUGCCUACCCCUUGGGCGAUUAGCUUCAAUGCCCCACCUUGGAGGAUGGCUAGUUGGAAUGUCGCGCAGGACGACACGUGCCUUAUCGCGAUGAUGGGCUAAUAGACUUACAGGCACCUCUUUUUAUAUCGCAUUAUGCGGUCAUCAAACCCAGCGCGCUUUGAUGACCGGGACGGAACCGAUGGCAACGCACGUACACGCGGCAGCGGCAACAGGAGUAGACACGGUGGCUUGCGAACAUCAGCUGUCUUAUCCUUAUCUAUUGGGCUCGUUUCCAUUAUGGCGCUCUGGCAGUCGAGCCAUCACUUUGACCACCAUACCCGCACCGCCAACACACGUACCAUGGGUACAGACGUCGCGCUAAGCACUUCACGGGGGACCGCAGGCGCCGUGACAGCCUCCCAGUCAGCAACCCGAACUGGGUCGGAGCAGGCGCACAACAGCAGGAACACCACAACAGCAGCAGCAGCAGCAGUUACUGCACCCGCAGCAGUAGUUGCUGCCAGCGACGCUCCCUCCACCAACAGCAGCCCCCCGCCGCCUCCAGCAGCCCGCAACCAGCAGCACCGCCUUCCACGUCUCAAACAUCCACACCGCGUGGCCAACUUGAGCGAUGUGCUGUCUGAAAUAGCUGCGGCCCAGACAACAGCAGCUGCUAAGCCAUCCAACACCAAACCCACCGGUACUGUAACCUCCGCCACCGCAGCCACCGCCACCUCCUCAACCACCGCCAACACCACCACCACGUCUACCCCUGCACCUACCACCAAGGCACCAGCCGCCUUCAUGCCCCUUGACUCCUGUCGUCGCUGCGCCUCCUUCUCCGCCUCCGACUUCCUGCCCGGCGCCCCGGACCUGCUGCCCCUGGCCGCGGAGGACCCCGACUGGCGGCUGGGGCUGCCGCGGGAGCUGAGGGAGAGGGUGGAAGCGGCAGGGGCGGGGGCGGGAAGAGAAGGAGC
Messenger RNA from Astrephomene gubernaculifera, 1264 nucleotides. NCBI's taxonomy places the organism in Eukaryota, Viridiplantae, Chlorophyta, Chlorophyceae, Chlamydomonadales, Astrephomenaceae. The record is from the annotation of a GenBank genome assembly.